UAUAAACCUGUUGAGAUAAUAAUAUCGCAGCACAUUGCUUCAAAAGCUACAGUAGUGAAAUCACGAAAGCCAUGGCGAAUCCAAAAAUCUAUUGUGCAAAUGAUAAAAUGCACAAGAUUAGAAUAUCUUUUCUAAUCGAAGAAUUUGAGGAUGUAAUGGAAAACAUACGUGGAAAGUGUAUGGACAUCGGUUGUGGUCCUGGAGAUAUAACAAAGGAAAUUCUAUUACCGGCUAUUGACUCAAAUGCACAAAUAAUUGGUACGGAUAUUUUGGAGAGCAUGAUCAAAUAUGCGAAUGAAACAUUCAGUGACGAAAAACGGUUGCAAUACGAGGUAUUGGAUAUUGUAAUCAAAAAUUUGCCUAAGAAAUAUAUUUCUGAAUUUGAUCAUGUAUUUUCAUUUCACACUUUGCAAUUGUGCAGCGAUAUUCGACAAGCCUUCGAGAAUAUUUAUCAGAUGCUACGACCUAAUGGAACUAUGCUUUUGUCUAUAGUAGUAAGUCAAGAUAUAUUUGAAGUUCUCAAACUUUUAACGCAGGACACCCGCUUUGCACAAUAUAUGCCGGAUAUGAUAAAAAAUAAUAUGAUUUUGCCAUAUCAAGAGUUAAAAAAUGCUCGUAAAGAAAUAAAAGAAUUACUUCAAAGUGUUGGAUUUAAAGUUCACCAUUGUAGUCUUCGAGACUCGUGUUAUUCCGAUGGACAACCACAACAACGACAACUUUUGAGUAAGUUAUUUUAG
Wasmannia auropunctata (little fire ant) is the source of this 737-nucleotide messenger RNA. RefSeq lists its product as uncharacterized. Lineage: Eukaryota; Metazoa; Arthropoda; Insecta; Hymenoptera; Formicidae. Bases 72 to 737 code for a protein of 221 amino acids. The transcript is spliced from 4 exons. The record is from RefSeq and is a predicted model, not a curated record.